UCCCUCGCACAUGACAGUGCCAUUCACCUCCACGCGCGAACCAUUGUAGUCACACGCGAAUAUGUCCAUUAGUUAAACACCACAACCCAACCCCAUGGCUACUCCUGUAGAUGAAUGCAAAUACAGGUCACACCGAGAUCUUCAGACAUUCCCCCUCGCCUUUGGAGCCUAAGCAGAAGCCCCGCCGUUGCCUGAGCUUCUGCUGGGCCGGCCUUGUCCACCCAACAUAAUCAUGAUGGCCUCAAACUUACUAUCUAGGCUUCUUCCUACAGCCUCCGACGAGCGUUUUCCGUCUAACGACCCCGACUCCCACCAUCGCCGCGGUUCAUCCUCGACUGACGAAAGGCACGACAUGGAUAUAGACGAGGAGAACUUCGAGGCGCGUUUCGAGGCUCAAGACCUUGAGAAUCUACUCGCGGACGCCUCCGCAAGCCAGAUGACCACGGAAAGCACCGCGUUCUUACCUCCGGGAAACAACAACCGUACUGGUCGUGCACCGUCGAAUAUAAACAAUCUUAACAAACCUUCAUCUUGGAGACAUACGGGUCCUCCAGCCACUACUCCUAUGUACGACGAUGAAGACGUCCCAGAGUCUCUUCUCCUCGAAGGGGGGCAAGAGACCCAUACACUAUCCUCAAAUACCCAGCGCCACCCUACAAGUGGCCUUCCACCUCCCGUUCCCGGCCCUACAACAGAGCAGACCCAAGCGCAGUGGGAUGCUACACGGCGGCAACAGCGAUUACAUGACGAAGAACAAGGAGCAGUGCCGGUUCCUCGAUGGAGGCCUUCCCAACGACCAGUUCGAGGUAUUGGACUUCAUGUAGACCCUAAGGAAAGAGCACUGUGGCGAUGGGUCAACGUCUCGGAUCUGGAUACCUUUCUUGUAGAGGUGUACGAAUACUAUGAUAACAAAGGGAUCUAUUCGAUUUUAUUACGAAGAUUCUUGAGACUUCUGCAGACUGCAUUCGUAGUAUCCUUUAUCACGUUCUUAACCUGGUGUAUCGACUACUCUGUGUUGAAACAGAGUCAUAAACUCAGCGAGGUACUGGUGCCCAAGUGCACCAAAAAGAUACAUGGGUUUUGGAUCUUCGCGCUUUGGAUGCUUAUUAUGUAUUGGCUGUGGUCUUUUGUACAGCUUGCCAUGGAAACUCCACGUCUACGGGCGAUGCACGACUUCUACCACUAUCUUUUGGAUAUCCCUGAUCGUGAUAUUCAAACAGUGCAAUGGCAAUUGGUCGUUGCUCGUAUCAUGGCACUCAGGGACCUGAAUCUCGCCACAGCUUCGAACCUCUCACCAGAGAGCCGAAAAUUGUUAGACCACAAGAGCCGACAACGAUUGGAUGCUGUCGAUAUUGCCAGCAGAUUGAUGCGUCGAGAUAACUACAUGAUUGCGCUCUUCAACAAGGACAUAAUCGAUGUCACAAUUCCUAUCCCUUUCCUCGGCGAUCGGUACAUCUUCUCUGAGACUACUAAAUGGCAUGUUCAAUUGGCUAUCAUGGACUAUGUCUUUAGUGGACCAAACGGCACUUUCAAUCAGGAUUUCCUGAAAGAGCGAAAUCGUAGGGAACUCGUCAGACGACUACAAUCGCGCUUUCUCGGUGUGGGUAUAAUCAGUGUAGCAUGCGCACCUUUCACCGUAUCUUUCGUAUUGGUUUCAUACCUCUUCAAAUAUUUCACCGAAUACCACAAAGAUCCAUCCCAGCUCAAUAAUCGAGAUUUUACAGAGCUGGCAAAAUGGAAGUUUCGUGAAUUCAACGAACUGCCACACAUCUUCAAGCAACGUUUGAACAUGGCCUACCCUUAUGCCAACCUCUACCUUGCUCAAUUUCCAAAGGACAAGACUGAGCAAGUCUCGGCGUUUGUGGCAUUCAUCUCGGGCGCAUUCGCAUUUGUUCUCGUGGCUUUUACUCUUUUGGACUCGGAGAUGUUCCUCAGCUUCGAAAUCACACCUGGCAAAACCGCCAUCUUUUGGCUCGGCAUUCUCACUGCAAUCUAUAGGAUUGCUCGCAACAGCAGUCCUCAGGAAGACCAAGUUGCCGACCCAACAUAUUACUUGCAACAUGUCAACUCUCAUACCCGAUACGAGCCUGAGCAGUGGAAAGAACGCUUACAUACUGACCAAGUCCGGGCAGAAUUUUCACACCUUUAUCAACCAAAGGUCUUGAUCUUCGCCGAGGAAAUUCUUAGUAUGCUCGUUACACCCUUUUUGCUCAUUUUCCGAUUGCCGCAAUGCAGUGAGCGCAUCGUUGACUUCUUCCGCGAAUUCUCCAUUGUGGUAGACGGUCUCGGUGUUGUGUGUUCACACUCUAUGUUUCCGUUCAAGAAGGGACGAGAAGAAGGUCCUGGCAACAGGAGAAGUAACCGCCCAGACGAGCCGGAUCUUCGAGAAGACUACUUCAAGACGAAGGAUGACAAGAUGCUAAAGUCUUAUUAUGGGUUUUUGGACACAUACGCAAUGGAUGGCCGCCGUCAAGGUCCAAGAAACUUCCAUCCACCUCCACAGUUUCCAAACAAUUUUGGCAAUAUGUCACAAACUGCGGGCCCAUUUGACCACAACGGCGUCGGAAAUAGUAGAAUACCGGCUGGCCGGCAGUCGAUACAUCAUGGAACUCCCAUCCAUGGACCAACAACCGGUCGAGAUGUGCCGAUUGGCUCUAUACUUCUCGACCCACACCAUCAGCCGUCCGCAUCAACCUUCCGAAACUCCCCCAGACAGGCUCCAACAGCAAGGUACCGAUCAUCUUUGCAGCCCCUUUCUGACCGCCACGCCGGCGACUUGGCACAAUCACGACAACGCGGUCGCAUCGAAGAAGAAAGUACGAUCGGUGAUUCAUGGCGGACAAGUCGUCUUGCGCAGGAUGAUGACGAAGAGGAGGAAGCGACUGGCAAUACUAGAGGAGGCGUAUUGCAGCUUCUGCGCCAGUUUUCCCAAGCUCAAACCGAAGGCAAGGCUGCCGGGGUGGGAAUCUAAUCUUUCAGCAUAGCAUGGGCUUCUGGCGUUCGGGACGAUAUCCAGGAAAUAUCAGCCUCACGGGUCGUUUUUUGGUGUAUUCAUGUUUUACUUUAUGGGCAAUAUGGAUGUCUCGCAGGAGCUGGGUUUCACAUUUCUACUUACACACACAUGCUACUGUAGCAAGCAUUCGAAGAUUAGAAUAAACACAUCAUCGCAUUCCA
Molecule: messenger RNA, 3174 nt
Organism: Aaosphaeria arxii CBS 175.79
Lineage: Eukaryota; Fungi; Ascomycota; Dothideomycetes; Pleosporales
Product: autophagy protein-like protein Apg9
Exons: 4
Coding region: 233-2971 (912 amino acids)
Biological process (GO): autophagy of mitochondrion; protein localization to phagophore assembly site
Cellular component (GO): phagophore assembly site; autophagosome
Source: RefSeq, a predicted model, not a curated record